This is a messenger RNA of Alternaria arborescens, 2103 nucleotides long. RefSeq lists its product as hypothetical. The record is from RefSeq and is a predicted model, not a curated record. Bases 1 to 2103 code for a protein of 700 amino acids. Lineage: Eukaryota; Fungi; Ascomycota; Dothideomycetes; Pleosporales; Pleosporaceae. The transcript has 2 exons.
AUGGCUUCAGGUAGCAUGACAAUAGCAGGUUCUGAGCCAGGCUUAACGCGAAACAUAUCAGACCGAGAAUCUGCAACCCGGGAACGUCUUGCACAAUCUCCCUUGAUAAAAUUCGCACGCUUCAACAACGCUACUUUAGAGCUCUUCGAGUCGCGUAUCGAAGACACGGAUUACAUCGCUUUCUCUCAUGUCUGGGGCGACUGGUCUUGGCGUUCAAUUGAUGGUAUACCGUAUGAGAUAAAAGCAUCAGAAGAGAAAGCCCAUUUCAUCGCAAAUGACCUACCGGCUUUAGUUGGCGAAGUUGCCUUUUGGAUGGAUACAUUAACUGUCGAUCAGCGAAAUCCAGUAGAAGUCUCGGAGAUCGUGGAUGCUAUCCCGAAUAUCUUUAGGAUGGCCAGAAAGACCAUCGCAGUCAGAGAAUGCGAUGGGUUAUACGACUGCUGCAUUGCUGCUGUUGAUGGCUUCGAGGACUAUGGGGAUUUCAACGACAAGUUAUACGCCCAUGGUGGGACGCACAGGGACCAUAUCUACGCGGAAUCCUAUCUUCAGAGACUGUGGACGCUGCAGGAGUGCCUACUCUCUCAUACGAUCGAGUUCGUGGUUGGGACAGACAAUCAUCCAAAGAAGCUUGCAGUGUGGGAACCGGUUGACGACAUACUCAACUCCCACCGCCAGACCGCCAAGACGGGGGUUAUCAUAAGUAGCCUCUCAAGGCUAGCAUUCUCGUUUGAUAUGUCCGAAUACACCCUGAUAGAGCUUCUCAAAGCUUAUGUUCAUGGCGGCACUUUCGUCACUCCCCGUAGAGUACAGCGUAGCCAGGAAGAAGACAUUCAUUCUGGUGAUUUUGUAACAGCUAAUCGAGCAUCUCAAAGAUCCGCUACCAUGCCUCGCGACUACAUCUUUGCAACGAUGCCCUCCUUCCCGUGGUACACAUAUCCUAAGAAAGAGGCUUUGUCAAUGUCCUUCGGGGAGAUCUAUCUGGACCUUUACCAACAAGCUGCACGCUCAGGGCAUGCUUUCACGUGCAAGUUCACGCGUUCGAUGCUCGAUCCCGCGUGUACAGAUUCCACGAAUGGUUGGCUACCAAGCCAACAUCUUCCAAGUCCGACAACGCUUGGUGACUUUAUGAAACUCGUCGGACAACGCGUACCUGAGAGCUCGAACGCUUCUUCACCGCAUGUGCACAUCACAUCGGUUGUGCGAGUCGAGGAGUUUGACUAUCGAACAUCCCCAGAUUCCGUCAUAGCUCUGCUAGAAGCAUGUCAAGAAAACUUCGAAACACAAUGGAAUGAGUCUGUCUUAGGCAAUGAGCUCCCAAAAUUCGGCCACCAUGCAAGUCUAGAUUGGACGCUUGAUCAUAAAGAUGCCAUGAGCUGCGGUUGGUUACCUAUCGACUCAGUGUCUGCUAUUCGAACGAAUAAGGACAGUGACCAACAUUUUAUAACAGGUAACUUGGUCUUGAGAUAUGAGGAAGACGACAUCAUACCAAAUCUCUGCGAUCUUGCUGGGAUUGAGGAAGAGGCACGUGCAUACGAGGUUAGCAAGCAUGUACAUCUCUUUGUGCAAGCCAGGAAUAUAUUACAACAUUCGUGGAUUCUGUUUAAAGGGGAUCGAGACAUUGCUGAAAAGCCUUGGUGGGAAGACAUCAAGGAGCAAAUACAGGGCCCGUCAUCGAUACCACUACUAUACGCCAUGCUCCUUCUCGCUGCCAUGAUCAACUGCCGCGUUCCAUUAUCAGCCGCAGCAUGGGUCAACAAGCUCUUUGCCCCCGUUCAAAUUCACUAUGGCGAUACAUUUGUCGCCAUCGGCCUCCUAGCAAAGCACGCACGCCAACCCAAAGACCAAAGGCAACAGCCCAUUUCCCUACUAUGCGUUGGUCAGCACCUCCCAAAUCCAGGCGAGGAAGCCAUUUGUAAAGAUCUAGUUCUAGUAGACGCAAAGUCCAAAGUCCCGGUCGGCCUGGUCCCUGAUUUUGGGUCUAAUUUGAUCAGCGAUGAGGAAUAUGCAAAGUUUAUCCCCAUCCUGUAUAACGGGUCUUGUGAGGAUUUGGGAGAGAAUGAAUUACGCGUCACACCUUCCCCGCUCAGCAGUACAAAUCCUUGA